Hyaloscypha bicolor E is the source of this 1767-nucleotide messenger RNA. RefSeq names its product MFS sugar transporter-like protein. Gene Ontology annotation, molecular function: carbohydrate:proton symporter activity. Bases 1 to 1767 code for a protein of 588 amino acids. Gene Ontology annotation, biological process: carbohydrate transport; transmembrane transport. Gene Ontology annotation, cellular component: membrane. The transcript is spliced from 7 exons. Lineage: Eukaryota; Fungi; Ascomycota; Leotiomycetes; Helotiales; Hyaloscyphaceae. The record is from RefSeq and is a predicted model, not a curated record.
AUGAGUACGGACAAUUCCAUACUCGGACAGCAGACUUUUUCUCCGCCCCUACGCUCCCCAGGCUCUUCCAAAAGCAGCGUGAGACAUUCUUCCAAUGGCAGCAACGCAUCACUUCCAACCAUUGUUGAGGUUCCAGAAGAUGUUGUUACCCAAAGGGACCCAUACGUGAAGACAGGGUUUCGCGGCGUCCUGGAAUCUCCCUAUUGUACAGGUUUUGCUAUUCUUGCAGCUAUUGGAGGAUUCGCUCUCGGAUAUAAUCAGGGACUCAUGCCAAUCUCUCUCAUCACGGAACAAAUUGUUACCCAGUUUCCUCAGAUCGACCUCAAUUUCAUCGCCGCGAUAACCCAAUUGGGAGGUUUCUUGGGAGCAUUGAUAAUGGGAUCGGUUGCAGACCAUUGCGCGAGAAAGAGGUCAAUUGGCAUCGCAGCUGUCGUUUUCAUCUCCGGAUUCGUCUUUCAGACGAUUUCAAUGAAUUAUACCAUGCUGGUUGUAGCGCGAUUAGUCGGUGGUAUCGCCAUCGGGAUGCUUUCAGUGAUCACACCUAUCUAUAUCUCGGAGAUCAGUCCCCCGGAAAUCAGAGGCAGUUUGUUGGUAUUCAGUGAGUCUCUUCAUUCUCAUGCCUAUUUCACGGAUGUUCUAAUCGCUCUUGGAACAAUGGCAUCUUUCUGGAUCAGCGUCGCUACCGGGCACAUGGAUGGCGAGGAGAUUUGGAGACUUCCAUUUGUGUUUCUCGUAAUUCCAGGGCUGAUACUUGGGAUCGGUGCAAUUUGUAUGCCUUUCUCCCCUCGGUGGCUUGCAUCACGAUUUGAGAAUCAACAAGCCCUGUAUUGUCUAUCAAAACUUCGACAGCUUUGUCCCGACAAUUGCAAAGUCCAAAAUGAGUGGAUGGAGAUUCGUGUUGAAGUGGCCUACCAGCGAGAGAUUACCGAGGCUCGACAUCCAUUGCUCCAGGAUGAAUCGUACAUCAACGGCAUCAAACUUGAACUUCAAUUGUGGCUGGACUGCUUCAAGUCUCGAUACUGGUACCGGACUCACGUUGGCAUUGGCAUGAUGUUCUUUCAGCAAUUUGUGGGUAUGAAGGCUUUAGCUUACAAUGUUCCUAUUCUCUUGGGAACAUUAGGUGCAAGCAUCGAUAUACAGAUCGCCAUGCCUGGGAUCUUUGCCGCAGUGCACCUCUUGGGAGCGCUUACCUGUCUAUGGACAAUAGACACGUUUGGGAGAAAACGAGUACUCGUUUCCGGAUCGAGCUUGAUGCUUGUCUGCCUAAUCAUUAUUGCCGGGUUGAACAGCAAAUUCUCAGACAAUUGGUCCUCUCACCCUGAUGCUGGUUGGUGUUGCGUCGGAAUCUCGAUUCUCUGUAUACUAGCCUUUGGAGCAGGUUGGAGCCCGGUUUCAUGGGCCUUACCAUCUGAGGUUUUCCCAAGUACAUUACGAGUCAAAGGAGGUGCUUUGUCCGCUUGUUCUUACUGGCUAUAUGAUUUUCUUUCUAGCCUGAUCACCCGGAGCCUGUUCUCCAAGUCCAAGUGGGGAACAUAUGCUUUCUUUGCCGGCUUUUGUCUUCUUUCGGCUUUCUGGGCCGCCCAUUUCGUCCCAGAAACAACAGGCAGGGCACUUGAAGAAAUGUACAAGCUGUUCGGGGACAAUGAAGAGCAUGUCCGGGAGGGGCAGAAGAAAACGGACAUUCGAAGGACGUUAGCGAGUGAAUAUGCUCCAGAACUUUUCAUUAGCCCAGGGGGAACACCAACGAACGGAUUCAGAAUUGUAUAA